Molecule: messenger RNA, 1438 nt
Organism: Athene cunicularia (burrowing owl)
Lineage: Eukaryota; Metazoa; Chordata; Aves; Strigiformes; Strigidae
Product: keratin, type I cytoskeletal 10-like
Exons: 9
Coding region: 32-1438 (468 amino acids)
Cellular component (GO): keratin filament
Molecular function (GO): structural molecule activity
Source: RefSeq, a predicted model, not a curated record
UGGAGUGCGUAAGUCUGGUGGAUACUCCUCGAUGUCCUCUAGAAGAUACACCUCUUCCGGAGGAAGCGGAGGCUUUUCCGGGAGAAGCUUUGGUGGAGGAGCUUCCAGGAGCAGCUACGGAGGGGGCUUUAGCAGCGGCAGCUGCGGAAGGAUUAGCCGCAGUAGCUACGGUGGGAGAAUGAGCGGUGGCAGCUACGCAGGAGGAAUGAGCUGUGGGAGCAUGGGAGGAGGCUACGGCUCAGGUGGGGGUGGCUUUGGGGGAAUGGGGGGUGGGUAUGGAGCUGGCCUCGGGGGAGGCAGUUUUGGCGGCGGUGGAUACAGCGGAGGUGGAUUUAGCGGCUUCGGGGGGAGCGGUGGCUUUGGUGGCGACUCCGGGCUGCUCUCCACAAAUGAGAAGCUGACCAUGCAGAACCUCAACGACCGCCUGGCCUCCUACCUGGAUAAAGUGCGACGCUUGGAGGACGAAAAUACUCAGCUUGAGCACCUGAUCAGGGAGUGGUAUAAAAAUCAAGGUCCCACUUCUACCCGGGACUACAGCCAGUAUUACAGAACGAUUGAGGAACUGCAGAACCAGAUCAUUUCUGCCACUGUGGACAAUAACAAGCUGCUUCUGGACAUCGAUAACAGCAAGAUGACUGCUGAUGACUUCCGCAUGAAGUAUGAGAACGAGCUGGUCAUCCGCCAGACUGUGGAGGCUGAUAUUAAUGGCCUGAGAAAUCUCCUGGAUGACCUGACUCUGGUUAGAUCUUCCCUGGAGUCCGAGCUCGAGUCCCUGAAGGACGAGCUGAUUGCUCUGAAGAGAAACCAUGAGGAGGAAAUGAGACAGCUCCAGUCCCAAACUGGUGGAGACGUGAGCGUGGAGGUCAAUGCUGCCCCCGGCGAAGACUUGACAAAGACACUGAACGACCUGAGAAACGAAUACGAGCAGCUCAUUGAGAAGAACCGCAGAGAGGUUGAGCAGUGGUAUGAGGUCAAGAUCGAAGAGGUCAACCAGCAGGUCACUUCUAGCAGCCAGGACAUCCAGACGAGCAGCCACCAGCUCACUGAGCUGAGACGUGAGAUGCAGAACCUGGAGAUCGAAUUGCAGGCGCAGCUCAGCACGAAAAACUCUCUGGAGAACUCCUUGGCCGAAACCGAAUCUCGCUAUGGCUGCCUGCUGCAACAAAUCCAAGGGCAGAUUAACUCGGUGGAGGAGGAGCUGGCCAGCAUCCGCUGCGAGAUGGAGAGUCAGAACCAGGAGUACAAGAUGCUCCUGGGCAUCAAGACCCGCCUGGAGCAGGAGAUUGCGCAGUACCGGGCCCUGCUGCAGGAGGGACAGCAAGACAUUGCUGCCUCCCAAGGAGCUUUCCAAGGAGGUGGAAAAUCCUCCCAUUCAUAUUCUGCUUCCUACUCUCAUUCCCAGUCUGGUGACGUGACGGGGCAAUCCAGAAUCUGCUGA